This is a messenger RNA of Rubroshorea leprosula, 2715 nucleotides long. Lineage: Eukaryota; Viridiplantae; Streptophyta; Magnoliopsida; Malvales; Dipterocarpaceae. The record is from the annotation of a GenBank genome assembly.
AAGAAAAGAAUAGUCUCUUUUCCAAUGAAAUAAGUCGAAAUGAUGAGUAAAGAGGAGAAAAAAAAUUAAAGGGUUCCUCCUUCCUAUCUCGCGUGGGUUUAUGUCUUUACGUUUUGUAGAUUCUAGAUUUUCCCAAAUUCAGAGUAGCUUCCUUUCUUCCUUGCCGCGACUUAACUGCACCAUCUUCCCUCAUCAUUUCCCUUUAAUUUAGAUUGGGCCAGAUUAGCUGUUUGGUUAUGAGCCAAAACCAUUAUAUUAUAAGCUUCAAUACUGAAGCCGUGGACGAGCUCACUUGCACCGAUGACAUCUGGAAAUUGGUUUGGUCCUUGGACGUUUCACCACCGGCAACGGCUCAGCGAGCGAAUCCACGUUCACCUAAUUCUUUCAUGUGUCCUCGAACGCCUCUGAUUUCUUCAGGUAGCCCUAUUGAGACCUCACUGAGGGUUUAUAGGAGGUACUUGAAGUAUGAUCCUUCUCACAGUGAAGAUUUCAUUGAGUUUUUGCUGAAUUCAAGUCUCUGGCAAGAGGCCGCGGAGAGGUUAGCUUCUGUUUUGAAUGAUGAUACCUUUUAUUCAAUAAAAGGGAAGACAAAACACAGACUGUGGUUGGAGUUGUGUGACCUGCUUACAACGCAUGCUACGGAGGUUUCGGGCCUCAAUGUGGAUGCAAUAAUUAGAGGUGGGAUACGGAGGUUUACAGGUGAGGUAGGAAGGCUAUGGACUUCACUUGCUGAUUAUUACAUUAGGAGAAGUUUGUUUGGGAAGGCUAGAGAUAUUUUUGAGGAGGGUAUGACAACAGUAGUAACUGUGAGGGACUUUAGUGUAAUAUUGGAUGCUUAUUCACAGUUUGAAGAGAGUGUGAUUGCUCACAAGAUGGAGAGCUUGGAUUUAAGUGAUGAGGAAGAAGAGGACAUACAAGAAGAAGUGAUUGAGGAGGAUGAAGAUAUUCGUUUGGAUGUUGAUCUGUACAAGUCAAAACACAAGUUUGAGAGGAAAAUAUUUAAGGGGUGUUGGUGGCAUGAUGACAAGGAUAUAGAUCUGAGGUUGGCACGGUUGGAGCAUUUAAUGAACAGAAGGCCAGAACUUGCCAAUAGUGUUCUCUUACGUCAAAAUCCGCAUAAUGUGGAGCAAUGGCACAGAAGGAUAAAGAUUUUUGAGGGUAGCCCAACCAAACAGAUUUUAACGUAUACAGAAGCAGUGAGGACGGUUGAUCCCAUGAAAGCAGUUGGGAAGCCUCAUACCUUGUGGGUUGCUUUUGCUAAAUUUGUUUGGUGUGAGUGGGCGGAAAUGGAGUUGAGGCACAAGAAUUUCAAAGGGGCACUGGAGUUGAUGAGGCGGGCGACAGCUGAACCAUCAGUUGAGGUGAAACGAAGAGUAGCUGCUGAUGGGAAUGAACCUGUUCAGAUGAAAGUACACAAAUCACUUAGAUUGUGGACUUUCUAUGUAGACUUGGAGGAAAGCCUGGGUACCUUGGAGUCAACGAGAGCAGUCUAUGAGAGAAUACUGGACUUAAGAAUUGCCACACCACAAAUCAUCAUAAACUAUGCCUUCCUUUUGGAGGAAAACAAGUACUUUGAAGAUGCUUUUAAGGUCUAUGAAAGAGGUGUCAAGAUAUUUAAAUACCCACAUGUCAAGGACAUUUGGGUAACCUAUUUGUCCAAGUUCGUGAAAAGAUAUGGAAAGUCGAAGCUUGAAAGGGCUAGAGAACUGUUUGAGCAUGCUGUUGAUACGGCUCCUGCUGAUGCAGUUAAGCAGCUGUAUCUUCAAUAUGCAAAAUUGGAGGAGGAUUAUGGUCUAGCAAAGCGAGCUAUGAAGGUCUAUGAUGAGGCAACCAAGGCAGUACCAAAUGAAGAAAAACUAAGCAUGUAUGAGAUAUACAUUGCUCGUGCUGCUGAGAUAUUUGGUGUCCCUAAAACAAGAGAAAUCUAUGAGCAGGCCAUAGAGUCUGGUCUUCCUGAUAAAGAUGUGAAGACAAUGUGUUUGAAAUAUGCAGAGCUAGAAAAGAGCUUGGGAGAAAUUGACCGAGCUAGGGGAAUAUAUGUGUUUGCAUCUCAAUUUGCAGAUCCACGCACUGAUGGUGAUUUUUGGAAUAAGUGGCAUGAGUUUGAGGUUCAGCAUGGAAAUGAAGAUACCUUCAGGGAAAUGCUGCGAAUCAAAAGAAGUGUUUCUGCAAGUUAUAGCCAGACACACUUCAUUCUGCCAGAGUACAUGAUGCAGAAGGAUCAGUCAUUGACCCUUGAUGAUGCAAAGGACAAAUUGAAACAAGCUGGUGUCCCUGAAGAUGAGAUGGCUGCUCUUGAGAGGCAAUUGGCCCCUGCAUCCAAAAAUGUCAAUUCUAAAGACAGCAGCAGAAAGGUGGGGUUUGUUAGUGCUGGGGUGGAGUCCCAGACUGAUGGGGGGAUGAAACCAGUUGCCACUGAAGACAUUGAUCUGCCAGAAGAAAGUGAUUCUUCUGAAGAUGAAAAAGUUGAAAUUGCACAGAAAGAUGUUCCAUCUGCUGUAUUUGGAGGUCUUGUCAGGAAGAGAGACGAUGGUGACAGAGAUGGGGAUGAUGAUAUUGUACCAGCCAAAGAUAGGGAAAGUGAGAACCGUCUAGGAGCCCUUGAGAGAAUAAAGAGGCAGAAAAAAACUUGAUUUUAGUUACUAACCAUGUCUAAUUUUGAUUGCUGGUAUCUUUGUUCAUUUACAACACUUGUACUCUUUAAGCAUUUUUGAC